AUGCCAAAGCCGAAGUUGCUGACAGCGAGGCGGAAGCUGAGGUUUGUUGCUCUGCUGCUGCUUCUCUUCAUUUUGGUCACGACCCUGCUGUCCCUCAGGCUUGACACUGCCGCCGAUGGCGACGCAGCAGGAGGCGACAGUUACCUCCACUCGCGAGCCGUCGCAGCGGACGACGCGGCGCUUGCCUUCAUCCCACGGAGUGUUGUAGACACGUGGAGCCGGCGGCAGUACCUGCUCGUGCUGGGCGUUCCCUUCCACGGAACGAAGGAAGGGCGGCGACGCAACCUGCAGCGGUCGACGUGCUGGCGCUUCCCCGGUGUGGCGACGCGGGCAAAUGACUUCACCGGUGAAAUGCUUGUGCUGUACGUCGUUGGGCGGCACCCGGCACACGGCUACAACUACUCUGCCGCGCUGCAGGAGGAGGCGGCGCUGUGGAACGACGUGGUCGCGCUGCCUAUGAAGGAGGGCCGUGCGACGAUGAACAAAACGGAUGGUCGUUACGGUUUCUGGGGCAUAGAGGCGGACAUUGGUUUGAGCCGUAAGGUGUACAUGUGGUUUCACUUUGCCCUCCGCACGUUCCCCACCGCCAGCUACCUUGCGAAGGGCGACGACGACAUGUUCCUCCGCGUGCCGCUCCUUGUGGCCUUCCUGCGCCUUCUGCCGCGCCGAGGCAUCUACAUGGGAGCUCAUAUUGGCUUUGCCUCAUUUGGGAAGAAGAAACUGCCCGGUUUAGCCUUCAUGGUGGGCUGUUUCUACACAUUGUCGAGAGACGUGGCGGAGGCGCUGGUGUCGUACGAGCCGCUGCGGCGCCUGGCAUACCUGCCGUACACCAAGGAGCGGGAGGAGGAGUUUAUAUUUCUCCGGUUUGAGGCCGAGGACUUCAUGGUCGGGUGGGUUCUGCUGCAGGCGGUGAAGUACAAGCCACUGAUUCACGUGAAGGUGCUGCCCUGUCAUUUCCAUGACGUCCGCAACGAUACGGGGCACUCGCAGGUGGUGCCGACCUCCAUGUGUGUCCACCAUGUACAGGGGGACGACUACGCUGCGCUCAUGGCCCGCUUCGGCAACGGCACGUCGCCCCCCGCCCGUAUACGACGGGCCCCGGGAGAUACGAUAUACCCGCUGUGCGAUUGA
Messenger RNA from Trypanosoma conorhini, 1131 nucleotides. Its product is annotated as UDP-Gal or UDP-GlcNAc-dependent glycosyltransferase. The coding region runs from base 1 to 1131 and encodes 376 amino acids. The transcript has a single exon. The record is from RefSeq and is a predicted model, not a curated record. Gene Ontology annotation, molecular function: hexosyltransferase activity. NCBI's taxonomy places the organism in Eukaryota, Euglenozoa, Kinetoplastea, Trypanosomatida, Trypanosomatidae. Gene Ontology annotation, cellular component: membrane.